CCAGUCCUUCAAGUGGUCUGCCAAUCAUAAUCGGAAGGGCUGCAGACCCAGACAAACAGGCCAAGCUCAAGACCUCCGCCCCUUAUCAAGCCUCGCCUGAUAAUGCAAAGUUUCACUGUCCCGUGAUGAGCAGGACUCAUGCCCAACUCACCUGGAUUGAUAACCGACCUUAUCUUCAAGACACCGGUUCCACUCAUGGCACUUGGUACCAGCCAAACCGCGUCUUCGUUGCUGACCCAAAAGGACGCAAGAUUCGCCAUGUGUCUCAUGCGGCAUGGGAAAAGAUCCCAAAAUCACUUCCCUUACAGGAAGGUAUGAACAUCCGAUUCGGUAGGGCGAUCACCAAUCCUUCAAACGGUACUCGUCACACUCCAUUGGAAGUCAAGGUUCGAUUCCACAGACCAGUCCAGCCUUUCAAAUCCGGUACCUACGGCUUGAAGGACUCGCACCUCAACUCAUCGGAUGACAGCAGUGACGAGGAUCGAUCGAUCAAGACUCGGGAUGAUACCGUCGACUGCGCUGGUUUGUCGGCCAUCUCCAAGGAUCGACCACCUGAAGGGCUCUCUGACCAACGCCAUAGUUCCGCUCAAUCUGAUUCCAAGUCUGAAUUGACUGAUGUUGGCCGAAAUAUCAAUCCUCCCGAUUCUACUGUAACUGUUGGGCAUGUGGCACGUUUCUUUGCCCCUCAGGAGGGCAGGAAAGUCCCAGAAGCCGUCGAUCAAUCCUUAUUUAGUAAUUCACCCUCCAACUCCACCAGAUCAUCAGACGAGAAUCCUUCUCCAGUGUUCGAUACGUCCAUCUCACCCACUCGUCCUAACGUCAACUCAACCGGUCCCGGACCCAAACAAUCAGACACAUGCCUCCAACAGCUUUCUUCUGUUGCCUCUCACCCCGCUAAGAAAAAGGAGUCAGGUUUUUUCUUGGACGUCGAGUCGAUAGAUGAAGAGAAGGGUCAGCGCAGUAGCAAGGUCGAAGAAGGUAAUCGUGAUGUCGAUUUGCAGAGCACUUACGGUGCCAAAGGAGUGCAUAGUGACCUUGAACAAGACCACGGCCAUGUCGGACAAGAGCAUAGUAGUGCCGAAGAGGGACACAGCAACGCCGAAGAAGAACACAGUGAGGUCGAGGAGGAAGAUAGUGGCAUUGCCAAUGAUUCUAAAGAUCCGGAAGGAGAACCCGCUUCUCAACUGAACGCUCAGCAAAAACGACAAGUCGAACCCAAAGGGCCCCACACUCAUAACCAAAACGAAGCAGUCCAGACUGACGCACAUGAAGACAGUGAAGCGAGUGUGGAAAGUAUCCAAGUGAGCGGGAACGAAGAUUCAUCAGAAGACUUGUCUUCCUCGGCCUCUUGUCAAGAAAUUUCCCCGCCGAAGGUCUCCUCGGUCGUAGACUCUGUCCAAAAGAAACAUGUCUCGAAAUCUUUCAAGGAUGUUUCGGUCGUGACGACUAUCACCAGUCAGACCCAAUUCACUGAGUCAUUGAACCGAUUACCUGAGAGCCUCGCCAAGACCAUCCAGUCUCCGAAAAUGAAGCGCGUACAUAAAUCUGGUGGCGAGCAAGAAACGCCAAGGAAUCGCGCGGCUUUGGGUGGGAACUCGACUUCAAGGGACCCACAAGCACCUCCUGUAGCAGCAGCUGAUGAACUAGCUCCGGCACCGCCUGUCCAAACUAAGAGAAAGAGACCGGCUGAGUUUGACGAAGAGGAGUCUGGGAACGUGACGACCAAGACGCUGGUCAGCUCUCGAAAAGUGAACAAAAGAGCUCCAGUGAGUGUCUGCCAACACUGUGCCCACGGGGCUCAUCCGACCAAGAAGCCCAAGUUGUCUAGCAAGCUUGUCUCCGCCGCUCAAUCCAUCGCGAUCUUUGCGCUCGGUGGCGUCGCUACUGUCGCUGGUAUCCUGGCUUUCGAAAACGUGAUCGAGUAGUCCCAUCCCCCUCUCCUCUCAAUUUCGUCAGUUUUAGUGUAUCCUAUCCCGUCUCAAAAACAACAAAAGAGAAAAAAAAACCAUUUGGCAGUGAUUUCUUUAUGACUUGAUUUCCUACCCAAACCUUAUUCCUCACUCUCUCCUUCUUCAGAGUCAUUUUACUAGCUAACCAGUUUGUAUGUACAUACAAACAUUGUGUUCUCACCAUUCUAAGCUUGUUUAGAAGGAUGGGACAGUGUACAGAACAUCUUAUGUAUUUUUAUCUUCUACUCUUUUCUUUUCUUUGUGUUUUUUUUUGUUGUUGUUGGUAUGUAAAUAUGCAGAUACAUCUAUGAAUACAUAUACAUACACGCCUAGAUAUAUGUGUAAAAUGAAGGCUCCCAAUCAACUGAUCAUGUUAUUUUUACUGGUUUCUUUCCCAUUGUUCAAGGUACUUGGUAAUCAAAAAGAAUCUCCUCUUCUAUUAUUUUGGCCACUUCUGUAAGUUACCAGUUGUUUGUACCCUCUUGUUUUGAAACAAUGAAAACCUUAACACA
Messenger RNA from Puccinia graminis f. sp. tritici CRL 75-36-700-3, 2461 nucleotides. RefSeq lists its product as uncharacterized. The record is from RefSeq and is a predicted model, not a curated record. Lineage: Eukaryota; Fungi; Basidiomycota; Pucciniomycetes; Pucciniales; Pucciniaceae. Bases 126 to 1925 code for a protein of 599 amino acids. The transcript is spliced from 5 exons. Gene Ontology annotation, molecular function: protein binding.